AUGAAAAUUAAUUUUGAUGGUAGUUCUCUAGGUAAUCCAGGAAGUGCAGGUGCAGGUGGUAUUGCUCGCGACAAUGAGGGUCAGGUCUGCAACUCUUUCAGUAUCUUCUUGGACAUCAAGAAAAUUUAUAAAGCUGUGUUUGAGGCGAUUAUGGUAGCGAUCUUAUUGGCCAAGGACUCUAGUGCAAGGGGUCUGUGGAUUGUGUCUGACUCAACAGAGGUGGUGUCUGCAGUGCAGAAGAAUCAAUAUCCCUUGGUAAAUCCAUAUUUGUAUGGCAGUACAAACACACGGCUUUUUACGUCGUGGACUAAAGAUAAUCAUCAGGCAACAGGUUGCUUUAAUACAGCUUGCAGUGGUUUUGUACAUUUCAGUGCGGAUAUACCACUUGACUAUGUUUUCCCACAAACAUCAAAGAUGGCUAAAGAGCAAUACGAUGUGAGCCUAGGAGUGUACCAGCAUAACAUAACAAAAGUGUGGAACUUGGUAAUCAAUGACGAUGAGCAAUUAAUUGGUUAUUGGCCGCUAGAGAUAUUCAGUCAUUUAGCAAGUGAAGCAGACUUUAUUCAGUGGGGAGGGCAGGUUUACAGCCCAUACCCAGAAGAACACAGCCCAGAGAUGGGAAGUGGAGUUUGGAGGAACGGAUAG
Molecule: messenger RNA, 645 nt
Organism: Macadamia integrifolia
Lineage: Eukaryota; Viridiplantae; Streptophyta; Magnoliopsida; Proteales; Proteaceae
Exons: 4
Coding region: 1-645 (214 amino acids)
Molecular function (GO): nucleic acid binding; RNA-DNA hybrid ribonuclease activity
Source: RefSeq, a predicted model, not a curated record